Antechinus flavipes (yellow-footed antechinus) is the source of this 3468-nucleotide messenger RNA. It is a transcript of the gene TAF6L, whose product is annotated as TATA-box binding protein associated factor 6 like. Lineage: Eukaryota; Metazoa; Chordata; Mammalia; Dasyuromorphia; Dasyuridae. The transcript has 12 exons. Gene Ontology annotation, biological process: RNA polymerase II preinitiation complex assembly; transcription initiation at RNA polymerase II promoter. Gene Ontology annotation, cellular component: SAGA complex; SLIK (SAGA-like) complex; transcription factor TFIID complex. The record is from RefSeq and is a predicted model, not a curated record. Bases 995 to 2851 code for a protein of 618 amino acids. Gene Ontology annotation, molecular function: transcription coactivator activity; RNA polymerase II general transcription initiation factor activity; protein heterodimerization activity.
CGGAGGUGUGUGGGGUGCUCCAGCCUUCAAAGAAAUCUUCCUAAAACCCAGGGGUGAUCACUCCCCUGCUCAAUAAACUCCAGUGGCUCCCUAGUCCCUCCAGGAGCACAUACAAGAUGCGGUGUGACCCAGAGCCCUUCAUAGCUGCCCUUUCCGAAGACUUACACCGGACCCCGCGGCCCCCUCCCAUUCAGUCGGCCCAUUCUCUUGGAAGCAAUGAUCACGCUCUGCUUCCUUACUUUCCACUGACCUUGGCUCCCUCGAGUCCCAACCAAACCCCCACUUCCUACAAGAAGCCUCCGGUGCUUAAUCGGGGCUAAUGAUCCCGUGUCCCGCCUACAGCCAGAGCGCUUUGCAUUUGUGCGCAUGCGGUCUUCCCUCAUCGAGGACGCGCGUCCCGAGCGCUGAGCGGGGCCGGGCACACAAUAGGAACUUAAUAAACGUCCUACUGCAUUGCAUGGGAUCGAAGGGGCAGCUCCCAGGAUGGGGAAGGCGCGCAAAGACAAGCGAUAGGAACAGCAUCCCAAAAAGUGCUCCUAAAUGCGGGCGGGUGGAGGAUGGGGGAGCUGGAGGAACACCGGGGGGACAAAAGGAGGUCCGAGGGGAGAGGCGGGAGGAAAACCCCGGGGCUCCUUUAAGGGGCUGGCGUCACGUGACGCCUCCCGACAUCAUGGCUCCCCCAGUGUCUGUCCACGUGACCCACGGUCUGGGCGGGGUUUCGAGCUACGUUCGCGGAUUGGUCGGGAGUCGGGAGAAGGCGGGGUCAGCCUCAGUGAGAGGGAAUUGAGACCGGGCAAGGCAGCCGGAGCUGGAGUUGCCGCCGCCGUCGCCGCCGCCAACCUCGGGGUUGCUGUGGGCGGCUCUGGCAAGUUGCAGAGAAAAGGCCACUGACCCUGCUUUGAAAUCUGGCUCUCCCCUGCAGUCUCGACCGGAGGCAGAGGAGCGCUUGGGAGCCCCGGGGAGGCCCUCGUGGCCGUCCCAGCCUCCCGAAGCCAUGUCCGAGCGAGAGGAGCGGCGCUUCGUGGAGAUCCCCCGGGAGUCGGUCCGGCUCAUGGCCGAAAGUGCCGGGCUGGAGCUGAGCGACGAGGUGGCCGCGCUCCUGGCCGAGGACGUCUGCUACCGGCUCAGGGAGGCCACCCAGAACAGCUCCCAGUUCAUGAAGCACACCAAAAGGCGGAAGCUGACAGUCGAGGACUUCAACCGGGCCCUGAGGUGGAGCAAUGUGGAGGCGGUGUGUGGCUAUGGCUCCCAGGAGACGCUGCCCCUGCGCCCCGCCAGGGAGGGCGACCUCUACUUCCCCGAGGACCGAGAGGUGAACCUGGUGGAGCUGGCGCUGGCCACCAACAUUCCCAAGGGCUGCCCUGAGACGGCUGUGAGAGUUCACGUCUCCUAUCUGGACGGCAAAGGAAACGUGGAGCCUCAGGGAUCGGUGCCCAGUGCCGUCUCCUCACUGACCGAUGACCUGCUCAAGUACUACCAGCAAGUGACCCGAGCCGUGCUGGGGGAUGACCCGCAGCUCAUGAAGGUGGCCCUUCAGGACCUGCAGACAAACUCCAAGAUUGCAGCCCUGUUGCCCUAUUUUGUGUAUGUGGUCAGUGGGGUGAAGUCGGUGAGCCACGAUCUUGAGCAGCUGCAUCGGCUGCUGCAGGUGGCCCGCAGCCUCCUGCGCAACCCUCACCUGUGCCUGGGGCCCUACGUCCGCUCCCUGGUGGGCAGCGUUCUGUACUGUGUCCUGGAGCCACUGGCCGCCUCCAUCAACCCCCUGAACGACCACUGGACGUUGCGUGAUGGAGCCGCCCUCCUGCUCAGCCACAUCUUUUGGACUCAUGGGGACCUGGUGAAUGGUUUGUCCCAGCAGAUCCUACUGUCCUUGCAGAAGGUGCUGGCUGACCCCGUGCGGCCUCUGUGCUCCCACUACGGGGCAGUGGUGGGGCUGCACGCUCUGGGCUGGAAGGCCGUGGAGCGAGUCCUGUACCCCCACCUCUCCACCUAUUGGGCCAACCUGCAGGCCGUGCUGGACGAUUACUCUGUGUCCAAUGCCCAGGUGAAGGCAGAUGGACACAAGGUGUACGGAGCCAUCCUGGUGGCCGUGGAGCGGCUUCUCAAGAUGAAGGCGCAGGCUGCAGAGCCUGGCCGAGGCCGGAGCUGCCGGCGCCCUGAGGACCUGCCCUGGACGGGCCUCCUCCUGCACGAAGCGCCUGCCGGGGAGCCGGGCUUCGGGCCAGGGGCACCGCUGGCUCCGGGAACCCCGGGGCUGGGAAGCCCGGCCCCUCCCGUGCCCCUCGGGGACACGUAUCGGGAGCUCUACGCCUUCUUCGGGGACAGCCUGGCCACCCGCUUUGGCACCGGGCAGCCUGCGCCCGCGGCGGCCCGGCCCCCCGGCGCCAAGAAGGAGCCCGCGGCCGUGGCCGAUGCCGUUCGCAAGAUGCCCCAGCUCACAGCCAGCGCCACCGUCAGUCCCCGGGACGAAGAGAGCCCGCGCGGGGCGACCCCGGGAGGCCCUGCCAGCGCCCCCGCCUCAGCCCCUGCCGCCUCCGCCGAGAGUCGGCCUCUGCCCCGCGUGCACCGGCCCCGGGGAGCGCCCCGGCAGCAGGGGCUGGGAGCGGCCGCCCGCGAAGUCUUCCAAAAGAGCCGCUUCGCCCCCCGGGGCGCCCCGCACUUCCGCUUCAUCAUCGCCGGUCGGCAGGCAGGCCGUCGCUGCCGCGGCCGCCUCUUCCAGACGGCCUUCCCGCCGCCACAGGGGCCCAGCCCGGCCUCGCGCUACGCCCAGAAGCUGCCCAUGAUCGGGCGCACGGGGCGGCCGGCGCGCCGCUGGCUGCUGUCGGAUUACUCGCUCUACCUCCCGCUGUGAGGAGGCGGGGCCGGACGAAAAUGAACCAAUGAGCGUCUGCUGCAGGCUCCGCCCCUGUCCAGCCUUUUCGUCGAUUCCCGAACUCGCUCUACCUCGCGCGGGGAGGGGGCGGGGCUAGGCAGCGAACCAAUGAGCGCCUGCUGCAGGCUCCGCCCCCAGAUCGGCUUUCUUUCAGGCUGUGGUACUUGCUCUACCUCUCGCUGUGAGGGGGCGGGGCGAAGAAACGAACUAAUGCUGCAGACUCCGGGCUAGCUUUACCUUCCGCCGUGAGGUGGCGGAGAGCCAGUGGGCUGAAGUCGGAGGCUUGGCCCCCCUCAGGCCCUUCUGAGGUUCCUUCCUGUAAUUUCCAUUGCCAGGCCCCGCCUAGGCCUGACUAAUGAAAGGCCAGGUCAGGCGCCCCCCUGCGGUUCUGGGCGUCCGGUCUCUUGCAGUGGACGUGCUCCCCGGAGCUCCGGGGUACAUGAAACCUCGGCUGAGCCACUGACCGGAUGUGGGUCUGGACUCAGUUUCCUCACCUACAGUAAGCUGAAAAGGUGCGGGAGUUUGGAGCGGAACCUCUUUGAUUGCCCCACCCUCUCCAGAAGGGCGGGGCGUGUGCAAAUAAAUCUUUGCCGGAA